AUGGACAAGGCUCUCGACGAUGUUGGUAUUGUCUCUGCUCUCAUUGUCCAGGCGUCGCGUACUGGCAGAAGGGGUGCCGGCCGUCGUCCGAACCGCAGCGCCCGCGCGAAAAUCCUUGGAAACACAAGUACGACCGCAGCAAAGACAGCCGCGAAAAAGGCUGCUGCGGGCACACAGGUCGCCGGAAAAGUCGUGACUCCUCAGCAGACUGCAGAGAAGAUCAUGGUUUCUGGGCUUCCGGCUGAUGUCAACGAGCAACAAAUUAAGGAACUUUUCACGACGACUGUUGGUCCUCUUAAAGAUGUUCAGCUACACUUUAACCCGCAAGGCAAAUGGAACGGUACUGCGACUGUCCUAUUUUCCCGCAAGGGUGACGGUACCAAGGCAUACGAGCAAUACAACAAUCGACUUAUCGACGGCAGUUAG
This is a messenger RNA of Fomitiporia mediterranea MF3/22, 426 nucleotides long. RefSeq lists its product as uncharacterized. Gene Ontology annotation, molecular function: mRNA binding. Gene Ontology annotation, cellular component: nucleus. The record is from RefSeq and is a predicted model, not a curated record. Gene Ontology annotation, biological process: mRNA export from nucleus. Bases 1 to 426 code for a protein of 141 amino acids. NCBI's taxonomy places the organism in Eukaryota, Fungi, Basidiomycota, Agaricomycetes, Hymenochaetales, Hymenochaetaceae. The transcript has 3 exons.